Messenger RNA from Vitis riparia (riverbank grape), 1719 nucleotides. RefSeq names its product acidic endochitinase-like. Gene Ontology annotation, molecular function: chitinase activity. The record is from RefSeq and is a predicted model, not a curated record. The transcript has 2 exons. NCBI's taxonomy places the organism in Eukaryota, Viridiplantae, Streptophyta, Magnoliopsida, Vitales, Vitaceae. Gene Ontology annotation, biological process: carbohydrate metabolic process. Bases 690 to 1568 code for a protein of 292 amino acids. Gene Ontology annotation, cellular component: extracellular region.
UUUUUUUUAAAAAAAAUAAAAAUUGGACAGAUUUUGUAUCCUGUGCGCGGGCUGGACUGGUAGGAAAUAUCUGGAAAUUUCCCGAAAAAUCGGCGAUACAAACCGAAAUUUCACCGAUUUUUUGCUUGCAGCCAUGUUUCGGUGAUUUUUCGCCGAUUUUAACAGAAAUUUGGCGAAAUUUCUCCCUUCGACAUUUCGCCCCCCUCUUUCGUAUCGCCGGCCACCGAAACCCGAAAUUUCGGCGAAAUUUCCGCGAAAAAAAUGGAAACUUUCAUCCUUGCCUAAAACUGAAUCUUUAAUAAUUAAAUUUUCAAUGACCUACUAUGUUUUUAAAUAGUUUUCCUUUAAGAUAUAUUUCUCAUCUACUUGAACUCCUAAACCUUUUUAUCUCUUUGAUUUAUAUUUGAUUCUCCCUUAAACCUUUUUAUUUCUUCAUUUUGUAGUUUGUACUCAAUUGUAUGUGAAUAUCCCACCCCGUUUCUUCAUUUUGUCCUCUUCAAAGCAAAUGCCUUGCAUAGUUCUUGUUUGACUUUCUGCAUUGGUUUGAUCAUCUAAAUGUAUCCUACCAUCUAUAUGACUCCAAACUCACUAAAGAAAAAUUUCAUAUAAAGUUGGUCUCAGCCUAGGAAGUGGUAGCCGAUUUAAUAGUCAGUCCGUUGUUGUAAUCUGAAGCAAAACAACCCCCCAAAAUGAUCACAAACAUACUCCCAUUCUUCUUAAUUCUUGCCAUGAUCUCCGGCCGAUCAUAUUCCGGCAGCAUCUCCAUUUACUGGGGCCAAAACUCCAAGGAGGGAACAUUGGCUGAUACCUGUGGUACUGGAAGAUUUGCCUUUGUUAACAUAGCUUUCCUUCCUGUAUUUGGCAACAAUCAAACACCUGCACUGGACCUUGAUGACCACUGUGACCCCUCCACAAAGAAUGGCUGCACUGGUUUAGCCACUGAUAUUCGGUCGUGCCAAAGCAGGGGUGUCAAGGUCAUGUUGUCGAUUGGGGGCGGGGAUGGCAGCUACUUCCUUGCAUCAUCUGAAGAUGCAAAGCAGGUAGCUGCGUACCUGUGGGACAACUACUUGGGUGGAACAUCCCCUUCUAGGCCUUUUGGUGAUGCAGUGCUGGAUGGUAUUGAUUUUGAUAUUGAAGGUGGAACCACACAGCACUGGGAUGAGCUAGCUAGCUACUUGAGAAGCUACAGCUUUGCAAAGAAGUUGCAUCUGACUGCAGCACCCCAGUGUCCCUUUCCUGAUGUAUACAUGGGGCAGGCCUUGUCCAGUGGCCUCUUUGAUUAUGUUUGGAUGCAAUUCUAUAACAAUUACUGUGAAUACAAAGGAAAUGCUGCUGAACUGAAAGCAACAUGGGAUACAUGGACUAGCAAUGUGACUGCAACAGGGUUCUUCCUGGGUCUCCCUGCUGCACCUAGUGCUGCAAGCAGUGGAUAUAUUCCUGCAGAUGUGUUGAUAUCUCAAGUUCUUCCAUUGGUGAAGAAUACCAGCAAGUAUGGAGGUGUGAUGCUGUGGUCUAAGUAUUAUGAUGAUCUGACUGGUUAUAGUUCGUCCAUAAAGAGUCAUGUUUGACGCUUUCUUUUGGGAGUAUCCAAAUGUUGUGAUAUUGGUGUGUUUAUUUAUGUAUUAAAAAACAUUUGAAAGCAUAAACGUUGGCCUCUUGUGAUUAAGUUGAGAUCAAGAUGCUUUGAAAACUGAGAAAACAUCAUUGCAAGUUCUUUUC